Messenger RNA from Amoebophrya sp. A25, 1654 nucleotides. NCBI's taxonomy places the organism in Eukaryota, Dinophyceae, Syndiniales, Amoebophryaceae. The record is from the annotation of a GenBank genome assembly.
AGUAGAGAAGGAGACUUGAUGAGCCUAGUACCAGGAGCUUCUGCUCUCCAACAGCAUCCUUUGCAGACAAUUGUGGAGAUUCCGUGUGCAGGUCAGUACUCUCGUGAGAUCGAGAUGCGAGAGACAGUCGCGCGAUACGAGUUCGGGAGGAAAGAGAAACGUCGAAGUCGCAGUCUCGACACUGGUUCUGCACUUAAGGCUUGGUUGUACCCAAGAAUAGAUUUGUUUGCAUAAGAACAAGCAUCUACUUCUUGUUCUUUUUAUUCCUUGGUCCUACCUUUUUUGAAGCAGGUGAUUGAACAAAGCGUGUCAAGGAUGGGACGUUUCGAGAUGGAUUUGGGCAAGCUCUAAUGCGCAGAUGAAUGAAGAAGAGGUCCAGAGGAAAUUGGCCCACGAACAGGAGAGGCUGAGGCGACUUCACAACGUGGAGACCUAUGAAACGACUUACGCGGAUGAUUACGGUGUCUCUCGGAAAAUGCUUCGCUCACAAUCGGCGGCGGAUGUGUACGCAGCCAUGCUCCGCUGUGCUGAGCGAGACCGUGCUCGUGGGGCAGUUCUUGGACGAGCGGCAACGUUCUUAAGGCCAGUUCUUCACUAUCCCAGGUGGACUAUCUACGUUGUAUACUGAGUUUUUUCUGAUAGUAUCUGAUGGACUUCGUGCUGCUCAGGUAUUCCACCUCGUCUAGGUGUAGUAUUCCUCAUUUCUAGCACUGUUUCUGUUCUCUCUUCUUCAAAGCAUAUUUAUGUGGAAUGAACUAAAACUGAUUAAUAUAUUACAGGUCUUCCAGGAGCUAAUCCCAAAAAUCUCUCCAACCAACUUCCUCUCGUUUUGAUCAAAGUUUUUUAGUGCAGGGUCGUUUAGUGCACUCUACGACCUAGUACAGUCUACGUCUAGUCCUCUCAUCAUUAUUUAUGUGGAAUGAAUUGAGGAGGGCGAGGGGAAAGGGCAUCUCCUGACUCAACCACCAAGCACGGGGAUGAAAAACUAGCGCUAACGUUCGGCGGUUUGCGACGCGCGUCAAUGCUGAAAAGGGGACAAGUGGUCUUAGAUCAGAAGGAGUUCGAAAAGCAGGUGCAGAAGGAACAAGAGUUGAUGCAGGAUGCAGAGAAGCAGAGGAGAGAGGCCCGCUUGCGUCAGGCUAUUAGUCGCGCCGAAAAAUUGGAGCACUUUCCGAGUGUCAUUCCGCACAACUAUCCUAUUGCAGCACGUUGCACGGACGAAUUCGGACAAGAAUGGGCUAAGACGAAACUCCAUCGCAAGGAACAACACAUUUUAGGAAAGGAAGUCAUGAGUAUGAAAAGUUGUCAGAUUAGUUUUGUUAGGAGGAAAAGUAUGAAUAUGAGUAGAACUAGAGACCUCCUAUGGGGCUGACACGACGAUAGCUACCCUUUUAGCAGAUCGGAGGUUACUUGCUGAUAGCUACCCUUUUCGCUUUUCUAUCUUCCUCUGGUCUUUCUUUUUUCUACUUAGGUCUGGCCCACCACGAAUAUAAAUAUUCCGUUUUUUUUUUCAGUCGUGAUAAGCAUGCGGAGUGGUGUCUAAUCCUUGGCGCAACGGCAGCUCGUGAUUUGGAUCAUUUACGUGUUGACAGUGCAGAACGCCAUCAAGAGCGGGAUAGAAAGACGGCAGCGUUGAAAGAAGGCGAAACACCAG